AUGUCCGGUCCCGCCACACCUGUCCGCGCCCUGAGCCCGAGGGGAGGGGACGACGUGGCCAUGGCAGGCGCAGCUGCACAUGCAAAUGCAAAUGCGCAUGCAGCUGUGAGGCUACGCACCCUCUGUGCCUCUGCCGCAGCGAGCAUCAAGGACGAGUGCGACGGCGUCCUACAGAAGGCUCUUGUGGCCGAGGGUAGCAUCCGACAAGAAGACAAGGACAGUGCUGCGGGCGAGGGUCGUCUGGGUGAGGUGGGCGGGCAUGCGGCCGCGGACGAUCGUGAUCAAAGCACCACGGCGGCGACGAAUGGCAGCGAGGCCAGGCUUAGUCUAGCGGACUGCGGCGAGCCGCUGGUGCAUCUGCUCUCACGACAAGCGUCGCGACUAGUUGCUCUAUACGAGGCGGACAUGCCAUCAAGCCCGUCCCUCAUGUUGCCAGUAGCCGUCGGCCCGGCCAAGGCUGCCGAGCAUGACAGCCAGUCCAGCGCUGUACCUUCACCCGUACAUGGGGCCCGGCAGCUCCACGGCGGUCACGCAAGCCACGGCAGCGCCGCCGGGGACGAUCUCAUCCUGAAGAGGCUCGACGACAUCAUAUCGAUUGCGUAUUCCAAGUUCUAUGCAUAUCUCUACAAGGACCUGCCCCUUUGCUGGAGGCAGCUUUACACGGAUGCCAGCAUACUCAAGUUCAGCUAUCUGUUCCUAUCCUCGUCCCAGCAAUCACAGGGACUAGAGCGGAGUGGAGUUGACGCAACCAGGUCAAGCCAGGAUGCGAGAGACGCAGCCGAGCGAUUAGAGUUCAUGGUCAAGACCUUGGACUUGGCACUGAUACUCGCUGGGGCAGGUGGUUUCUCGCGAGGUAGGAAGUGGAUCGACACGGCCUUCGACCUUUUUCAGAACGUUUGGGAUUUCACCAAUGCCGAUGAUACCGUCACUUCUGCAAUACGCGGUUCCCGUCAUGGUUGGCAAACCAUGACGACCGCUGCCGCUGCCACUGCCACUGCCACUGCCACUGCCACGCUGCCCGCAGCAAAGAGGGCCAGGCUCGAUCCGUCAGCUCACAAAGAAGCGGCGCCCAGGCCAGCGUUGCGUUCAUUUUCUACGUUCGAGCCCUUCACACCACCCGUCCGGAAUGCCAUUCGCCGCGUCUCUGCAGAUGUCAUGGACAUGGCAGCCUUCCAGCGGUACCUCGACUGCGCAGAUCCGCAUCGAGGCCCCGAGCCGCUGAUCUUGACCGGGCUAAUAGAGCACUGGCCAGCCAGGAGCACCCGCCCAUGGAACAACCCGAAGUACCUGCUAUCGCGAACCUUCGGGGGGCGAAGAUUGGUUCCCGUGGAGAUUGGCAGGAGCUACGUGGACGAGGGCUGGGGGCAGAAGCUUGUGACGUUUGGCGAAUUUCUGAGGAAUCAUAUCGACCCGACGACCCCAGUGGCCGCUGAGGAGGACGCCCCUGCACCAGCGGGUCAGUACCAAGAACGGCGACGCACGCCCGCGGCCGAGCAGCAGGCAGGUGACAGAUCAGAUGCUGCUGCUGCUGGUCCUCCCGGGCGCCGCCCAGCAGCACCAGCAGCAGCACCAGCAGCAGUAGCCUACCUGGCACAGCACCAGCUGUUCCUCCAGCUCCCGCAGCUGCGAAACGACAUCCUCAUCCCGGACCACUGCUACACCGCGCCCCCUCCCCACCCCACCGACCCUUCGCAAGACCAACCAGAGCUCGACACCCCGCUCCUCAACGCCUGGCUUGGGCCCCCGGGGACCAUCACGCCCCUCCACACCGACCCGUACCACAACUUGCUCGCCCAGGUGGUGGGCAGGAAGUACGUGCGCCUGUACUCGCCCCUCGAGAGCGGCAGGAUGCGCGCGCGCGGCAAGGAAGGCGGCGUCGAGAUGCACAACACGAGCGCCUGGGACGUGGGCGCCCUCGAGGGGUGGGACGAGGCGGCCGCCGGCGGCAGCGGCGGCGGCGCCGGAGGAGGAGGAGGAGGAGGAGGAGAGGGCAGCGACGCCGGCGGGCGCGACGCCGGCAGGGAGCAGUUUGGCGAGGUGCCGUUCGUCGACUGCAUCCUCGAGCCCGGCGACACGCUCUACGUGCCCAUCGGGUGGUGGCACUACGUCAGGGGCCUAAGCGUCAGCUUCUCGGUGAGCCUUUGGUGGAAUGGCUGA
Diaporthe amygdali is the source of this 2157-nucleotide messenger RNA. Its product is annotated as domain-containing protein 5. Gene Ontology annotation, molecular function: 2-oxoglutarate-dependent dioxygenase activity. NCBI's taxonomy places the organism in Eukaryota, Fungi, Ascomycota, Sordariomycetes, Diaporthales, Diaporthaceae. The transcript has a single exon. Bases 1 to 2157 code for a protein of 718 amino acids. The record is from RefSeq and is a predicted model, not a curated record.